AACACGUAUGGAUUUGGGAGGACUUACACCUGAAAAUCACUUCAGCAAGUCUGAACUGACAAUUAGCGUCUCACACAAAGCAGAGCCAGCCUGUGUGUACGCUACAUUUCAUUUCCCUCACUGCUUAAAUGCAGAGCACAACAUCAGUGAUGUUUGCCUCCAGAUAAAACAAGCCUUCCCGCAUUGCUCUUACGAAACGACCUGUUUAGAGCCCUGUUUAGCCAAGCUUUCGCAUGUUAAUACUUUCAGUAAAUCCACACCUUUCAGAGGCCUUCUCCUCUCAUGUCAUGUAGCAGCCAACUUUACUCACCUGACUUGACACACUUAGAAAAUGACUGGGGUGAUGUCACACACUUUCUCUUUACUGACACUCACUGGACAACUGCGGUAAUGACAGGAAAGUUCAGGAACUCACUGGAAGUAAAACAGGCUUCUUUAUAAAGCCUGAGCAGCUCACAGCGCUCAGGUCAAAUCAAAGAGAGCUGCUACGCUAUCUGACAGAGCAAUCAAGAGUCAACACAACCGUAGAAGAGAAUGUUGAGUCUGUACGGCUUACAGCCUUCAUUCAGCCCAUUCAUGGACAUUCCCUGGCCUGUGCGCAGUCUGUGGCCUGAGGUUGUUCCUCUUUACCAUCACAGAGAUGCACUGCUGAAAAACAUGCAGGGCAUAGAGACUACUUUGAAGCUUUUGGAGAAACUUCAGCACGAGAUCUUUCAGAAAGUCUCCCAGACCGCCGCCUCUGACGUGGUCCAGCCGCUCUCCUACGCAGUGGAGAAAGAGGGAGGUGGUUUUGCCUUGACCCUGGAUGCUAAAGGCUUCUCCCCCGAGGAACUGUCCGUCAAACAGGUGGGAAGGAAGCUGCGCGUCUGCGGGAAGACAGAGAAGAGAGAGGAAGAUGGGAAAGGAUCUUACUCACACAGAGUCCAGGAGUUCAGGCGGGAGUUUGUCUUGCCGGAAGGAGUGAAUCCAGAGGCGCUGAGCUGCUCCCUGGCUGAUGGAAAACUAUUCAUUCAGGCACCAAACACACAGCAGUCUGAAAAACCUGACAGAGUGCUAACCAUCGACAGCAGUCAAGCUGGUGAGAUAGCUCGGUCAGAAACCACACAGACCCAGGACAGCACCACUGAAACACAGAGAGCAGCGGAGCAAAAGCUUGGCUGAAGAGAGCGAGAACGUCUGUAGCAGAAUUGUACGGCUCCGCGUGUAGGGCCAGUGCGGCAACUUUUUUAUCUGUCCAUUGGAAAUAUAAUG
Messenger RNA from Colossoma macropomum (tambaqui), 1251 nucleotides. RefSeq names its product heat shock protein 30-like. The coding region runs from base 535 to 1161 and encodes 208 amino acids. The transcript has a single exon. Gene Ontology annotation, molecular function: protein folding chaperone. The record is from RefSeq and is a predicted model, not a curated record. Gene Ontology annotation, biological process: response to heat; protein refolding. Lineage: Eukaryota; Metazoa; Chordata; Actinopteri; Characiformes; Serrasalmidae.